This is a messenger RNA of Rattus rattus (black rat), 234 nucleotides long. Its product is annotated as protein kish-A-like. Gene Ontology annotation, biological process: intracellular transport; protein secretion. The record is from RefSeq and is a predicted model, not a curated record. Lineage: Eukaryota; Metazoa; Chordata; Mammalia; Rodentia; Muridae. The transcript has a single exon. The coding region runs from base 1 to 234 and encodes 77 amino acids.
AUGACGGGAAGACUGAAAAUUGCCAUUUUCAAUUUUCAGAGUCUAUUGACUGUAUUCUUGCUGCUUAUAUGUACAUGUGCUUAUGUGCAAUCCCUGGCACCCAGCAUCCUCGACAGAAAUAAAACUGGAGUAUUGGGAAUAUUUUGGAAGUGUGCCCAAAUUGCUGAACGCAAGAGUCCUUAUGUCACCAUAUGCUGUAUAGUAAUGGCCUUCAGCAUUCUCUUCAUACAGUAG